Messenger RNA from Tyto alba (common barn owl), 5433 nucleotides. It is a transcript of the gene CNGA2, whose product is annotated as cyclic nucleotide gated channel subunit alpha 2. Gene Ontology annotation, biological process: potassium ion transport; monoatomic cation transmembrane transport. The record is from RefSeq and is a predicted model, not a curated record. The transcript is spliced from 6 exons. Gene Ontology annotation, molecular function: cGMP binding; intracellularly cGMP-activated cation channel activity; intracellularly cAMP-activated cation channel activity. Bases 1443 to 3446 code for a protein of 667 amino acids. NCBI's taxonomy places the organism in Eukaryota, Metazoa, Chordata, Aves, Strigiformes, Tytonidae. Gene Ontology annotation, cellular component: plasma membrane; intracellular cyclic nucleotide activated cation channel complex.
CGUGUGCGUGCACCCUCCCCGCGCACCGCAGAGGCCCCUCUGCCACUGCCAGGGUGCUGCCCGGCUGCCUCACCUGCUCCUCUGCUUGGGCAGGGGAGAAGGGCAGGAGUGCAGGCAGCUUCGCUCGCGCUGGCUUUGCUUUGCAGCUCAACACACGUUUCAAAAGCCUGAGCGCUCUGGAGACAGCCCGGAAGGCUCCUGGGGGAGGGAUGCUCCCCAGCCACCCCUGCUAGCCCACGUUAGGCAGCAGCCGGGUGUCGAAGGCUUCGGGGGACACCAGGCUCGUAAGUGGACAGUGGUGGCUUCUCGGCAGCAGCUCUGCUGCCCCGGGGAGGUGGCUCACCUGAGCAUGCAUGACUGUCCCUGUGCGUGCAGUGUGGAUGUAGUCUGUGUGUGUUGGUAGAGGUGUACGAGGCAUUGCCUUCCUCCAAGCCGAGCUUUGGCUGUGGGCUGCACCACGUUGUCUCCAGGAACCUGCCUCAUCCGUGCACUGAGGGUACGGAGGGUGUACUGUGCCCCGGGGGGAGCAGGCAGGGCAGCCAGGGUGGGAAUACAUGGUCUAGGUAGGGCUGGGCAAUGCCUGUGUGCCUUUGUGUCCGUGCAUGUGCAAGUCUGUGUUUCUGUGAGGUGCUUCUGCACGGUGUGGUCUAUACGAGGGUGCAGCAGGAUAGCGAGGGCUGCGUCUGAUGCUGGGGCUGGGCAAGCCCUGUAGGCAUCUCUUGCUUUUUAGAUAGAACCUGGUGAAAUCACACACUUAACAGUUCAGCAGCCUCCAUGUAUUAAUGUAGGGUCUUCUCUGCUGCUCUCUGAAACCACAUGGUAGCUCCUGUCAGCAGGAACCUCAUCAAGGCUCUUUUUAAAUAGAAAGCCUCAGUUUCCAAUGCAGGGGAGAUUUCUGUGGUGAGGUGAGAUGGGGCUCACUGGGCAGACCACCAGCAGGUUGCAGUGCCCUGGGGAAGGAGGGCAGUUGCUCGGGUACAAACACCCUUAUACAUGCAAAGUCUACCCUGUGCUGCUGCAUGACAGCAUCUUCCCGUCUGGGCUGGCCUUGAGCUUACACUCCUUACAAGUCUGUUUUCUUGUCCUUGGGCAGGUAGUGGUGCUGAGUGAGCCGUGGACUCGUUGUUAUGCUUGCUGGGGAUGCUGUUGCCCUGGCAAUGGCUGAGGAGCCUGAACAACAAGGAGAGCACCUUUCAUGGGCCAUGGGCAGAUGUGGGAUCUCUUGGGGAGGGCAAAAUGCUCUGUAGGACUCUUACGGCAGCUUCAGUGAUGGCUGGUGGUAGAAAAUGUGGGGUGAGCGCAUCCCAUGGGUUUUGACCCUCUCUUCCCAUGCUGUGAUGUAUCUCUGUGUUCAGACGAUGUGAUGUGUCCUUCAUGGCUGUUUUUUGCUCUUUGCAGGUCUCUGGGACAGGGUGUGUGCCUGUGGUCUCCUCACAUGGAGGAUGAUGGCCAAGAGUAAUGGUCUGCAGUGCUCACCAGCCAACUGCCACCCCUGUCCACCUGCCCAAGCCCAUGUGGAGGACGGUGAUGUGGAGGGGACGAGGCUCAGCACAAGAAAGACCUGCUCAACCCAGGAUGACACCUCAGAGCUGCAGAAAGGAGCUGCCCUGGAUGAGGGGGAACAGCCAGCUGCCUCUGCUUUCCAAGGCAGACGAGCCUUUGCCAGGAUAGUCCAGCUGGUGCUGGUGCUGAGGGACUGGGCCAGCAAGAGCUUGCACGAGGAGCAGCAAAGGCCAGACCCCUUCCUCGAGCGCUUCCAGGGCCCUGAGCUCCAGACAGUGGCUGCAGGUGCUGGCAAUGAUCUAGAGGACGAGGAGACGGAGGAGGAAAACAAAAAGAAGAAAUGGCAGAACUUUGUGGUGGACCCUGCAGGGGACUGGUAUUACCGUUGGCUGGCUGUCAUUGCAGUUCCUGUCCUCUAUAACUGGUGCUUGCUUGUAGCCAGGGCUUGCUUCAAUGAUUUGCAAAAGACCUAUGUUGUCCUUUGGCUGGUGUUAGACUACAUUUCAGACUCUAUCUACAUUGGGGACAUAGUGGUCCACCUGCGCACAGGUUUCUUGGAACAGGGCCUUCUGGUUAAGGACCUGAAGAAGUUACGGGAUAACUACAUCCACACCUUACAGUUCAAGCUGGAUGUUCUCUCCAUCACGCCCACAGACCUGGCAUACUUUGCUGUGGGAUUGCACUGCCCUGAAUUGCGUUUCAACAGGCUGCUGCACUUCUCCCGCAUGUUUGAGUUCUUUGACAGGACUGAGACCAGAACCAGCCACCCCAACAUCUUCCGCAUCAGCAACUUGGUUCUUUACAUCCUGGUCAUCAUCCACUGGAAUGCAUGCAUUUAUUAUGCCAUCUCCAAAGCCAUAGGCUUUGGAGAGGACACCUGGGUCUAUCCCAACAUCACAGACCCUGAAUAUGGGUAUCUGGCUCGGGAGUACGUCUACUGUCUCUACUGGUCUACGCUGACUUUGACGACCAUUGGAGAGACCCCUCCCCCUGUGCGUGAUGAGGAGUACCUCUUUGUGAUCUUUGAUUUCCUCGUCGGUGUCCUCAUCUUUGCCACCAUUGUGGGGAAUGUGGGAUCCAUGAUAUCCAACAUGAACGCCACCAGGGCAGAAUUCCAGGCAAAAAUUGAUGCCAUCAAACACUACAUGCAGUUCCGCAAGGUGGGCAAAGACAUGGAAACCAAAGUCAUCAAGUGGUUUGACUACCUGUGGACCAACAAGAAGGCAGUAGAUGAACGGGAAAUCCUCAAGAAUCUUCCAGAUAAGUUAAGGGCAGAGAUUGCCAUCAACGUUCACCUGGAGACGCUGAAGAAAGUGAGGAUUUUCCAGAACUGUGAGGCAGGUCUACUGGUGGAGCUGGUGCUGAAGCUUCGCCCUCAGGUGUUCAGCCCAGGGGAUUACAUUUGCCGGAAAGGAGACAUUGGGAAAGAGAUGUACAUCAUCAAGGAGGGGAAGCUGGCCGUGGUGGCGGAUGAUGGAAUCACACAGUAUGCUUUGCUUACUGCAGGAGGCUGCUUUGGUGAGAUCAGCAUCCUCAACAUUAAAGGAAGCAAAAUGGGCAACAGGCGCACAGCCAACAUCCGUAGCUUGGGCUACUCUGAUCUCUUCUGCCUGUCAAAGGAAGAUCUUAUGGAAGCAGUCACAGAGUAUCCUGAUGCCAAAAAGGUCUUGGAGGAGCGUGGCCGGGAGAUUCUGAUCAAGGAAGGGCUGCUGGACGAAUCAGCUGCAGAGGCAAGCACAGAAGAAAAGAGCGUGGAGGAGAAGCUGGACAGGCUGGCCUUGAGCCUGGACACACUGCACACCCGCUUUGGCCGGCUCCUGACAGAAUACGGUGACACCCAGAUGAAGCUCAAGCAGCGCAUCACUGUUCUGGAGUCCAAGAUGAAGCAGCAGGAUCUGGAGGACUUCUUCUCAGAUAGCUCAGACAGUCUGCUUGAGGAUUAGGAGAAAGUUUUACCUGAUGGGAUGCAAUGGAUGGGUGCAGAGGUCAGAUAGAUGAUGUCUGGCCUUGUGCUGAGACAGUUUGAUAUUUCACAAAGCAGAUCCUGUGGCUGCCUUGCCAGGGACUUCUUUCAGGUCCUUAACAUUGCUGCUGCCACUGCCCUGAUGGCAGCUUCUGCCAUGGCUCCUAAUCAGGUGAUUUUCCUAGCUUCUCCUCAGGCCUGUCCCUUUUCUCAUUACCUCGACCUGAGACCUUGAACUUGGAUCACUAAAAUGAGGAGGAUGGCUAAUGCCACUGCUAACACUUCCUUCCAGUUUCUGCAAAAGGUCUGUGCCCAUCCUUCCUCCUCUUUGCCUUAACAGAAGGUAGGACAUGAACCUUGCAUGGAGGGGUACCUGGGCAUGCUGACCUCCCAUGUAUGUUGGAGAUGCAGAGUCAUGGUGGCCAGAGCCUGCCAUGCGUCACCUACUCAUCCAUACAGGGACCUAGGAGGAGACAGGCUUUGGAAAAUGCUGCUUUCCUUGAAGAUAAAAAAACACCCUAAUGAGAGAGACCAAAACAGAAGCCAGAUAUUUACAAAUGCAUUUUGGGUUCAGCCUUUAUAACUCACUUCAGGUAAAUAAUCCCCACUGAGUGUCUGCGGACACCCAGUCUGCACUGAGAGACUCCUCACCCACAAGAUACUAAAAGUCAAUUAAGACAGCCCAAUCUGUGCCUCUUAUGUCUGCGAAUGGAGAGGCUUCUCUGGGUCGCUGUCACUACCGAGGUCAUCCCCACCACCCUCCCUGAGGCUGGACAUCGAGCUGGAAGGGCAGGCAGCUGCCAUCCUCCUGCCUGCCUCCCUUUUCCCUUCUGCUUUAUUUGGUGCUGCCAAAUGGCACCCGGCGCGGGCCGCUCGGUACCCCGAGCACCGCAGCUUCCCGGGGGACGGCGUUCCCAAGCCCUCCCGCUGCGGAGGCAGCAUGAUUUCCAUUUGGGCUAUGGAUGUCUUGGAUGACAAGUACCAUACAGAGGUAAAGACUCUGGCUUGCUGGCCCGACAGUGCCUGUUGUGCAGUGUACAGAAGGAACGCAGGAUCUGUCUCUCUCCUCUAUCUAAUGACGGCCAGAUGCUCCAGGAAGCGUUUGACUGAAAUUACACAUUUUUAAGGAACAAAGCAGUGGUGGGGUCAAACUGUGCCCAUAUUUGCUUUGCUGUGGGUAGCUCAGAGAGAGCACAGAACACAUUUAUUUCCUUAGGCAGGAGGUUUUCUUGUACUCGGUGGGAGUUUGGGGGAUUUGCAGGCCAGGUGCCUUCUGGAGGAGAAAUGAGUGGCAGAGCCAUGAGGACACAUGUGUGAAGGGAAAGCGUGGCACCGUCGCAUGAGCCGGCAGAGCUCUGCCGGGCUGUGCUGCAGCCCUGCUGCUCCACGGUGCAAGCAGCUUGUUGGUGAGGGGUGGAGUGCAGGAAAGGCCACCAAAACCCUGCAAACAGCAGCAACCUCAGCACAGGCAGCAAUGCCACCCCUGCCUAGCGGUGCUGUGCAGGUGCUGGGCCUGGGGGAUGCAACUUCAUCUCUUGCUUCUGUCGCACAGCUUGGCUUGACCUGCAUGUAGGCAUCUGGGACCUCCUGCUCCUGCCCACUGGGUCCGUGGAGUGGGCUGGGGCUGGUUUCCAAGGAGGACAAGGUUUGGUGGAGAAGGGAAUUCUGGAGGAAUUAAUGAUCUGGGGAAAAUUCAGUUAGUUUGGCUAAAAUAAUGGGAUGACACAUGAGGAAGUAUCAACCCAGAAAGGCUCAUGGUAGAAAACUGAGGGUAUUUGCUUUGUCCUUUCUCUUCUCUCCUGCAUAAGCCUGCCUCUCUUCAUUUUGUAUGAGAAUUUUUCAUUUAGAAAUCAUGGCCUUGCUUUUUGGGAUUGGUGGGGGAACAAAGGUUAAAUUACCAAAAUUAGAAUUUGAGGUUAGGUAAGAUGCUUUUUGUCAGCCCUAAAUUAAAUUGCAGGUUGGUUGGU